CUCUUGCUUUGUAGAACAUAUACAAGUUAUAAUGACACUAGAGGAGUCUGUUCAGCACGUCGUCAUGGCUGCUAUCCAAGAGUUAAUGAGCAAAGAGAUUUUGGGCUUUGUUGCAAGUGAUAUAUCCAGUGAUGUGGAGCAACAGCUGAAAAGAGCAAUGGAAGAACUUAAUGAAGUCAUUGCAGAAAAAGAAGAAUUGAAGCAAAGAUGUCAAGAACUAGAUUUGCAGGUGGCUGCCCUUCAAGAGGAAAAAUGCAGUUUAAUGUCUGAAAAUGAGAUAAUGAAUGACCGAUUGGAUCAGUUAGAUGGUUCAUUUGAUGAUACAAACACAGCAGUUGCCAAAAAGUAUUUUCAUGCACAGUUACAACUAGAACAAUUACAAGAAGAAAAUUUCAGGUAUGAAUUAAUAUAACCCAGCCACUUUUUCUAUCACUGUUGCAGCUUGAGUUGUUUACUGAAACAUAAUAGAAAAUGUUUCUGAAGUGCUACCUAAUGCAAAAAGCUAUAGUAUAGCUUUUGUACAUUCCCCAUUUUAAAUUCUGAAAAUUUAUAUAUUUCUGAAGUUAUUAUUGUAGUUUUUGCAGUGCUAGCUAUGGUCUAUUAGGUCUGGAGCUGUCAAAGGCCAGCCUUCUCUUAUAUUAUCCUGUUCAUUUAUGACUAUUUCUUGAAGAGGCCUUGCCUAGCUGUCUGUAUGCUAUAGAGAUUCAUAUUGUUUUCUUCAGUAAUUGUACAUACUCUGUAGAUGCAGUUUCCAGAGAGAUUAUUAUAAAACUAAUAUAGUCCAUUCCAUGUGUUGGGAUGAUGUUAUGAACAUGUAUAAAACAUUGGGAUUGUUCAUACUGGCUAUUAUGCGAGCAUUCUUUUAACUCAUACCAUCUCCAAGUUGAGUAGAGUCUACAUGAACUGCUUGAGCCAAGUUUAUUGAUCUAUGCAAGGGAUAGAGUACAAGGUUCUACCCUCUGAGAGAGUGCCAAGACAAAUCUUAUAUAAUGGAUUUAUUACAGGAAAAAGGACAGUAUAACCCUUCCAUGUCAUAACCCAGCCAAAUCCAUAUCUGUAGCGAUCUAGCAUUUUUAGUCUUUGAUUUGUUUAGUCAGCAACCUUGAGUAACACAGAAUUGACAAGGGGUCAGUUUCCUCUCCUCUGGUACAAAAGUCCCGAGUUUGCAGUUUUAGUUCCUUAGAAAGUUCUAUUUUAUUCUCAAGCAUUAGGUUAAGCAUUGAGGCUUUUCUCAAGUCAUUCCUGCUAGGCCAAACUAGUUUAUUAAUUAUUUGCUCUUUCACCACUACCAGAUCUCAUUGAUCAGACAUUAUAUUCAGUUCAUUUUUUUUCCUACUGUAGUAUAAUACAUGUGUAAUAUACUGCUUUUUAUUAGUGUAAUCU
Messenger RNA from Notechis scutatus (mainland tiger snake), 1383 nucleotides. The record is from RefSeq and is a predicted model, not a curated record. Lineage: Eukaryota; Metazoa; Chordata; Lepidosauria; Squamata; Elapidae.